Messenger RNA from Oryza brachyantha (malo sina), 1043 nucleotides. Its product is annotated as multiple organellar RNA editing factor 2, chloroplastic. NCBI's taxonomy places the organism in Eukaryota, Viridiplantae, Streptophyta, Magnoliopsida, Poales, Poaceae. The transcript is spliced from 4 exons. Gene Ontology annotation, biological process: mitochondrial mRNA modification; cytidine to uridine editing. The coding region runs from base 26 to 700 and encodes 224 amino acids. The record is from RefSeq and is a predicted model, not a curated record. Gene Ontology annotation, cellular component: mitochondrion.
CCGCUAGGGUUUUACCCUCCCCGCGAUGGCGACCGCCGCCGCCGCCGCCGCAGCCGCGCGGAGGCUCCUCUCCCGCCGCGCCUCCUCCUUCUCGGCCUCCUCCGCCCUCCUCCGCCGCGGCCCCGCGGUGGCGGAGUCGCUGCUGCGCCCGGCCGCCGUGGCCGCCCGCGUCGGCUUCCUCCGCGGGUUUGCGCGGCGGCCGGGGGGAGACGGGUACUCCCCGAUGCGCUCCGGUGGAGGCGGCGACCGCGCGCCGACGGAGAUGGCCCCGCUGUUUCCCGGGUGCGACUACGAGCACUGGCUCAUCGUGAUGGACAAGCCGGGCGGGGAGGGCGCCACCAAGCAGCAGAUGAUUGACUGCUACAUCCAGACCCUCGCCAAGGUUCUCGGAAGUGAGGAGGAGGCGAAGAAGAAGAUCUACAACGUUUCCUGCGAGAGAUACUUUGGCUUUGGGUGCGAGAUCGAUGAGGAGACGUCCAACAAGCUGGAAGGGCUACCUGGUGUUCUGUUCGUGCUCCCAGAUUCCUAUGUUGAUCCUGAGCACAAGGACUAUGGAGCUGAGCUCUUUGUUAAUGGAGAGAUUAUUCAGAGGUCUCCGGAGAGGCAGAGGCGGGUAGAACCUGUGCCACAGAGAGCAUCAGAUAGGCCUCGGUACAAUGACAGGACCCGAUACGCCCGGAGGAGGGAGAACCAACGAUGAUCUGAUGAUCAGAUGCCAAAUAACAAGGCCUGGUUGGCUUGACGCCACCUCAGUCUAGAAACCAUGGUAGCAUCUAUUGAAUGGAACGAUCUACGAAUUGCUUGUUCACAAACAUCAUGGAAUCUUAAAGAGUCUGUCGCUGGUAUUUCUAUCGUUUUUAUGCUGGUGAUUCGCACAUCAUGGAUGUAUGGCAUUCUGUAAUUACUGGAGAACUUGGAAAGCACCUGGCUUGGAAUGCAUUGCUGCUGAUGAACCCUGCAGCUCUAUGCACACAUGUAAAUCAGUUUGAUGAUUUUCACUGUGACCUCCAUUUAUUAUCUAAUCUGAAAUACGUUGUGAUUCA